Messenger RNA from Labrus mixtus (cuckoo wrasse), 4957 nucleotides. RefSeq names its product ephrin-A3b (gene efna3b). Gene Ontology annotation, biological process: axon guidance; ephrin receptor signaling pathway. NCBI's taxonomy places the organism in Eukaryota, Metazoa, Chordata, Actinopteri, Labriformes, Labridae. The transcript is spliced from 6 exons. Gene Ontology annotation, cellular component: plasma membrane. Bases 854 to 1519 code for a protein of 221 amino acids. The record is from RefSeq and is a predicted model, not a curated record. Gene Ontology annotation, molecular function: ephrin receptor binding.
UUUACACCAGGAGAGGAAGAGGAGGUCGAAUAGUUGACGAGGAGAGAGAGAGAGAGAGAAAAAAAAAAAACUUCAAGUCGCAGUGAUGCCUGAUGUGCUGCGAUUCGGCCACGAUAUUGGAGGAAUGCGCUUUUGUCGCUCGCAGGGGGUGGAGUUAGAAAGUGAACGAGGGCUGCCUACCAAACAGAGGGAAGAGGAGAAGGAGGAGAGGAAGAGAGAGGAGAGAGACGGGUGGGCAGGCUGCUCACCGUAAGCGAUGGUCCUCGGAUAGAGUCUUGGAAGACCUCAUGAAACUGGCUGGUUGAAUGGGUUGCAGCGGUAAUUGAGCACGGCGUGAUUUGCAUCUCUCGCAUCCUUGGAAGGAAAAAAACAAAACAAAAACUGCAGCAGCACCCAUUGCAAGAACAAUUUUUAUUAUAAAGAAGAGGACUUUCUUUAUAUGUUUUAUUUUUAAUUUUUGUCUACAACUAAUUUUCUCACAUUGAGGCUUUUACACGCCAGCAGAGAACAACUCUUUCCCAGCGGAUAGGACUCACAUGCACGGAGGAAGACAGACCUCCUGCUUGGACCAGAUACCGACCCCCCCCCCCCUCCCCACCUCCACUUCUCUGGCGGGCUCAAGCGCAGCAGUUCCCGGUGAGAAGAGAGGAACAGGACUCCCCAGAAAGCCCCUUGUUUGAAGCCCCAGGAUUUGUGUGGGAGGGAGCAAGGGAGGGUGAGGGGCUUUUGCUGGGAUGUUUGAGUCGCGUUGUUUGGUGGGGUGAAGGGACCGAGAGAGUGGCCGGAGAGAGAGAGAGAGAGACACCCCCCCCCCCCCCCCCAAGGGACGGAGGCCGAGAGUGGAGCCGGGAGCAUGGCUCUGGUGGUGCUGUCUCUCUGGGCGCUAACGAGUCUCACCUGGGCGGACCUGAGCCAGGUUUCAGCCAACAGGCAUUCGGUGUACUGGAACAGCUCCAACAUACAUCUGCGUAGGGAGGGUUACACCAUGCAGGUGAAUGUCAACGACUACCUGGACAUCUAUUGCCCUCACUACAACGACAGCCAGCGCAUGGUGGGCACCGGGGAGCAGUACGUCCUCUACAUGGUCAGUUACCGGGGUUACAGGAACUGCGACCCUCAGCUGGGCUUCAAGAGGUGGGAGUGCAACCGUCCCCACGCCCCCCACGCGCCCAUCAAGUUCUCGGAGAAGUUCCAGCGAUACAGCGCCUUCUCGCUGGGCUACGAGUUCCACGUCGGACAGGAGUACUACUACAUCUCCACACCCACCCAUCAUCAUGGCCGCAGCUGUCUGAGACUACGGGUGUACGUCUGCUGCUCCACUGCCUCUGAUGUGGAUGAUGAGCCAGAGCCUACAGAACCAGACUACACGCUUAGACCAGGCCUAAAAAUCGAUGAUAUUGAUGAAUAUAACCCUUUCGUUCCCAAACUGGAGAAGAGUGUCAGUGGAAGCAGCCCGUCCAGGGAUCGCCUUCUCCUCACCGUGACGAUGCUCCUUCUGGCCACUCUCUUCAUCUCCUAGCAACGGCCAUCCCAUCAGAAUCACCAUGCCAACUAGCCUUGGGAGGGUGUACAGUAUCAGGGGGUGGGAGAGUGGAUGGGGGAGCUACAGAUUCCUCAAAUAGAGUGGAAGGCAAGAGCUUUCUAAGAGUUUCUAAGCAUCACAGUGUGAAUGUGUUUGUGUGUGUGUGUUUGUGUGUGUAUGUGUGUGUGUGUGUAUGUCUGUCUGUGUCUGUGUCCGUGUGUGUUCAUAGACUGUGAGUUUGGUGGGGUAGAAAGACCUUCAGGCCCUGGGUGACACAGAAUGAACUUUUGUUCAACUGCAGUUAGCGGCUACACACAGGUGCAGGUGUGGUGAACUGUGUGUGUGUGUGUGUGUGUGUGUGAGUGUGUCUGUGUCUGUCUGUGUCUGUGUGUGUUUGUGUUUGUGUGUCUGAACAGGCCACAGGUUGAGCAUGUCGAAUCAUGCUCACCACACAAAGCAUUUCUAAAACAGGAGCGGCGGGCUGAAGUCCUAAUGAGAAGAAGAAGAAAAAAGCAUCAAACCGUCCCACCCUAUUGAAAACCAUUUGAGGAUGGUCACCUGGAUCUGGUCGGCUGCAACACUUCCUUAGGGCUAGUUGCCAUAGUUUCUCUUUGCAACAAGACAUAAACUGAACUCAAAUGAACUGAAUCAAUAGAUUUCAGAAAAACUGAACUUUAAAUUGCCUUUUUUUUGUUGUUGAUGUUGUUGAUCUUGAGGCUGGGAACUUGUCCCGGUCCAGGGAAGGAGAAAAAAAAAAAAAGGUUCCGGCUUAAGAUAUGCGCUGGUCCUACGUAGGAGACUAGUCAAAGUAGCUGAUAGUUCAAAAUCACAACCUGGAACUCCAAGCAAAGUGUUUUAGUUGUCAUCCUGUUUUCAACAUCACUUCUCAAAUGAAGAAGGUGGGGGGGGGGGAAUACAGAGCAUUUAAACCAUGAUUCAUGCACAAUAACAUGGAUUGUAUUUGGGGAAGAAGGGAGAUGAUUUUACUAUAGAUGUGCCAUUAACUCAGACACUGCAAGGGUUUGCUGAUGCCAUAAGUUGCUUCGAUACUUCUCUGUCCUGUCCCUGGAGUACUCAGUUAAUCCUCUGUUAUCUCUGAGGUUAACGAAGCACACAACGGCUACAGAGCAGCCAUGGAUACACUGAGCAUUACUGUCCUACUCUCAGCAGACGGCAGGCUGUUCCAAAAGAAGAAAAUACAACAACAAAAAGGACGGAGGAAGGACAGUCACUGAUACACGCGAAGAAGCUCAGAUCUCAUCUCUGUAAACCCAUUUAUCAGACGCCACAUGUUCAACAUUUUCUGUUUCUGUACUAGUGUGUGCUUGAGGGUUGAAACAUCUGCCUGAGUGAGUCGUGUGUGUGUGUGUCUGAGAGAGAAAAAGACUAUUUUAAAUGGUACUAACAGCCUGAAAAUACAUCAACCUACUGUACAUCUAUAAGUAUGAAAAUGCAAAAUAAAAAAAAUAAAAAACACAACUAAAGCAACAAAGUAAUACAUACAAACCAAGUGCUUAGGUGGGGAGGUCCGGCAAAUCAAAACUCAAACAGCUACCAGUGGUUGCUUCAGAAUAGCAUUUCAUUUGCAACUAGCACCUUAUCACUAUGGUUACCCUACCCUGCCAGCGAUGGACUCUUGUAAGGCAUGGCUUACUGUAGUAACUGAUAACAAUGAUGACGGUGAAAGUGGUUAUAUUGAGAAUGACAAAGAUGAUGAACUCUAGCCGCUCACCCACCGGCAUGUGAGACGUUAGAGUGCUUUUGUAAAUGUCAGUCACGGACAAAGAAUGGAUUUUCCAAUGUGUUGAAAUUUGCAAAGGUGGAAUGUGAUGUUAGCAUUUUCUUUUUUUUUUUUUUUUACAAACUUGAGGCUCAGUUUUACUUGUGGUUGUUUUUAUUUCUCUGUUUUUCAUUUCUAUUUGGUUGAGUUUGCUGUGGUGUAUUUUUGGUCAUCUUCAGUGGGGAGAUGAGAGUUUCAAAGUGUGAAGAUCGGGUGGGUUGAGCCAUAUGUAAACUUGGGCUUCACUCUGCGAGGCUUUUACCCAACUGAUUAUUUUUUUAACUUUAGCGCUCAGUUAUCUUGUAGAUUACAAAUUCUAUGACGAUCAACACUUACAGAACAUGUGUAUGAGUGGUUCCCAACCCUCUUUAUUUUUUGUUUGACCCUCUUUAGAACUCUCCAGUCGUUUUACUGUUUAGGAUGCGAUUAUGACGGAUGAAGAAAGCUUUCUCAAAUCUUUACGAGUUACCUCGAUUAUUUGACUUGUAACCGUUUUUGGAUCGGUCACGACAGUUGACUUUUUUUGUGCUAAAAACUGCAUUUUGGAUUGGAGUUAAUCAACCAGUCAACAGGUUUUCAUGUAGAAUUUGACUAACAAAACAUCUGAGUGUAAGUGUGCAGCGCUGAAUGCAGUGUUUUUGGAGCUCCAAAAAGUACUUUGGGUUAAAUAAAUCUCUACUUUACCAUUUUAAAGGGGCAUUUUGCAGAUUGUCAUCGUUUUCCUUAUCGACCAGAUGAAGGUACGUGGUGUUAGAAGCACCUGCAGUUGUUGCUGAUGUUGUCUGUGUUGCUUGGGCGCAGGCCAACAUCGCCGCAGCUGCAAAGAAGAUACUUUGAAAUGAUAAAACCGAUUUUUGUGCUGUAGAUUAUUUUUGUCUACUUCACCAUCUUAUAACUUUUGGAUUGGGAACCAUUUAUAUAUGAAUAAAGUAUCAGGAUAAAGUGGCUUUUUUGUCAGUUAUAUAGAGUAUUUUCACAUCAAAUCUUGAAACAAGACAUAAGAGAUUAUACCUUAUUAUACACAGAAGCCUAUCAUUAAGCACUGCAUAAUGACAGUGUGUACACAAACCCAGGUGUAUAUAUGGCUCUCAGUGGGGGGGUUGUGUUGUUUGGGUCCUGGUGUGGAGGGGGGGGGAGGGGGGUUGAAGAGCUGUUCAAGAGGGAAAUAUCACUCUUCAAGAAGUUGCACUUACGAACUUAGACACGAGAGCAAGAAAGUGUGCGUGUUUAUCGUCUGAAUGUGUGUGUGUGUGUGUGUGUGUGAGAGGGAGAGUAUGAAUCAGAGCUCAUCUGUUAAUCACUUCAUGUCUGCGUGUAGGAGUUAUAGCAUGAGAUGCUGUCUGUCUCUGUGUGUGCUGGUGUCAGUGUGUAGACGAGUGUGUGUGUGUGUGUGUGUGUGUGUGUCUGACUGAACGAGUGAGAGAGUGUGAAACUCUUCCUGUGUUUCUAAGAGAGUGUGACCGACUGUUGUCUAGCAAAACAAAACAAAAAAGCAUUUAUUAGUGUUGGAAACAACAAUUACAAUCAUGUUUACCUUCGACUGGAAUGACUUUAAAUGAACUUGAAAAUAAACUGUAAACUGAACAAACCAUAACAGGUUAUAACAAUGAUCAUGAUAACAAAAAUAAUAAGCUUACAAAUCUUACUUUUAAGAA